CAUUCGAUUGUCCUUGGUUCACUUAGUAAUCUAAAGAACUGGAGCAUUCUCGUUCUCACCCAAUAAGUCGGGUCCUGUAGAGUAUGACCGUAUCAAGACGUCACCGGUUACAUUGCCGACGAUCAACAGAGAUUCAACGUCUGAACGAGUGCCACCAGGGAGAAUUUCGUUAAUUAGUUAAAAACCAGGAGGUAGCACAAUCUUAGAUUUACAUCCGCGGUAAGUAAUUUUCCAAAUCGAAAUAAUAUCGCGAAACAACAUCUCUUCACGCUCCAUCCAUCCAUAUUGAUUACCCCAAUUCCGAUCCGAUAUGAAUCCAAUCUUGCGCAGAGGCUCCCUGUUGAGGGUGGUCAAUCCGUCGACCCCUUCACUCUACCGUUCCAGGAAGGUCUCUCCUCUGUCAUGGCGGACCUACGCUCAUAGUUCCUAUGGCGGGGAAGGGGAGACGAAAGCUCAACAGCCCAACAAUCCGCGGAAUACUCCCACGCGAGACAUUGAACAUCCAGGACCAUCUGCCCCAGAUGUCAGCAAGGGCUCAACAGCAUCUUCAAGCUCUCAGCCCCGAUCCUCUACAUCCCAAGAAGAUCGAGAUAAGGAGGAUUCAGAAGGUAGACCUAUUCGGAUGUCACCCUCCAACGACGCAAAACCAACGAUUACUGACGGACGCCAUUCACCCAACGUUGACUCUGAAGGCAACGUGAAGUCAGAUGUGCCCAAUGAUGUGAAGAAACAUAACGAAGAGAUGGAGCACCGGUACGAUCGACCUUACAAUCAACUUGGGAAUGAAGGGAAACCACCGAAAGGGUUUUGAGAAAGGCCACAAGCCUGGACGAGUGGUGUGGCUCGUGGCGAUAUCCCUUAUGGUCGGGUGGAAUUGGGAAAGUUACUAUAUGAUUAAUUGAAUGGGACGCGGUUUAGAAAUUGAAACCCAUUCGAAAACGGCAUUUGGUGGAUCAUCAUUCGCAUCCCAGUCUUGAUAUAGGCCCGAGCGCGCAACGAUGCUAUAAGUUUUUACUCCCCAGGGCCCUAGAUAGAUUCUUAGGUGCUACAAACUUAAGGUUAGACGUUCGUACUUCCAAAUCGUAGACACUCAUGUGGCUUAAAUUUUGUAUAUCUACUCCGUACGUCUUUCUGAUCUUGACCACCCUGGGGAAUUAGGUCACGGUUCUAUUGCCACGGAGUCAUGAUGGAACCGCCACGAGGCUGGAGAAAGGCCACGGGUUCCUGAACGCGGAUCUCCCGCGGUCGCCGCCAAGCAAACCCAUCGCUCAGGAGCAUCACUCACAGCACCUACGCA
Aspergillus pseudonomiae is the source of this 1297-nucleotide messenger RNA. RefSeq lists its product as uncharacterized. The coding region runs from base 311 to 811 and encodes 166 amino acids. NCBI's taxonomy places the organism in Eukaryota, Fungi, Ascomycota, Eurotiomycetes, Eurotiales, Aspergillaceae. The record is from RefSeq and is a predicted model, not a curated record. The transcript is spliced from 2 exons.